Messenger RNA from Diachasmimorpha longicaudata, 2937 nucleotides. It is a transcript of the gene path, whose product is annotated as proton-coupled amino acid transporter-like protein pathetic. NCBI's taxonomy places the organism in Eukaryota, Metazoa, Arthropoda, Insecta, Hymenoptera, Braconidae. The transcript has 5 exons. Bases 177 to 1676 code for a protein of 499 amino acids. Gene Ontology annotation, molecular function: L-amino acid transmembrane transporter activity. The record is from RefSeq and is a predicted model, not a curated record. Gene Ontology annotation, biological process: amino acid transmembrane transport.
CCAACCAUAUGUUCAAUAUCGUCGAUCAGUGCAUCUGAAAAAAUUUAUUGAUUACUUUAUCAGUGAUGACCUUACGGUUUUGUGUGAGAAAUUAUUAAUUUUCGAGCGAAAUCCCUGAGCUUGCCGCACCAAUUUUCCGAUCUUUGGAACAGAAAUACAGUACAAACCUAGAGACAAUGGAUCACAACAACAAAGUGCCGACCGAGCUUGAUGAGUUUCUGCCAACGGAUGGCUCCAAUUUCAAGGACGGGGUCCUGUCAGCAAAAUACAAAGUACAGGUCACCCCGAGAGAUGCCGAAGUCGGGCUCACGGGGAAGCAAUUCAACCCAUUUACUGAACGCAGGCAUCCCAACCCAACCACGGACUGCGAUACCCUCACCCAUCUGCUCAAAGCAUCGCUUGGUACUGGAAUACUGGCAAUGCCAUGUGCGUUCAGAAGUGCUGGAUUACUUGUCGGUGUACUCGCGACAAUAUUUGUUGCAUGGGUUUGCACGCACUGUGCAUACAUUUUAGUAAAAUGCGCCCACGUUUUGUAUCACAAAACGAGGAAGACUGAAAUGAGCUUUGCUGAUAUAGCAGAGGCAUCUCUUCUCCAUGGACCAGCAUGCCUGAAGGGUUUUUCGAAGCCCUCGAGAUACCUCAUUCAAAUAAGUUUAUUCGCAACCUACUUCGGUACCUGCAGUGUAUACGCAGUAAUUGUAGCAGCGAAUUUCCGGGAAAUAAUAAAUCACUACAUGUCUGAAGCUGCGGUCGUUGCCAAUACAACAGCAGACGCCGUCAACUCAACCAUAUCACCACUAGCAACUAGUCCACCAGUUGAUGCCAUUGACGAGAGACUGACAAUAGCGUGCCUUUUACUGCCACUGAUCCUCCUUUCAUGGAUCCCAGAUUUGAAGUAUAUGGCCCCCGUAUCCAUGAUUGCCAAUGUCUUCAUGGCAACUGGUCUGGGCAUCACUUUCUACUACCUCGUUAUUGACUUGCCUUCAGUGAACUCAUUGCCCCUCUCCAAGCCCCUCGUGGAGUUCCCCAAAUUCUUCAGUCUCACGGUUUUCGCUAUGGAGGCGAUUGGAGUUGUUAUGCCACUGGAGAAUCAGAUGAAAACACCCCAGAACUUUGUGGGCGUGUGUGGAGUACUUAGCAAAGGAAUGUCUGGUGUUACUGUUAUUUAUAUUCUUCUGGGAUUCUUGGGAUAUCUCAGGUAUCCAACGUCCACGAAUGGAAUCAUCACUCAGGAUUUGGAUGUCACACUGAUUCCAGCUCAGAUCGUCAAGAUCUCCGUGGCACUCGCAGUAUUUUGCACGUUUGCACUUCAAUUCUAUGUUGUCCUGGACAUCGCCUGGAGUGGCCUCAAGGACCGUUUCACGAAGAAACCUCUGUUGGCUAAUUACAUCCUUAGGACUGGGCUUGUAACUGGCUGUGUAUUAUUAGCAGUAGCUGUACCCACAAUCGCUCCCCUCAUUGGCCUCAUCGGUGCCUUCUGCUUCUCAAUCCUUGGAAUCUUGAUUCCCGUUGGCAUCGAAAUAAUCACAUACUGGGACAUUGGUUUCGGUAAAUACAAUUGGAUGAUCAUGAAGAACGUUGUGAUUGUCUUCAUCGGUAUCAUGGCCCUCAUCUUUGGUUCUAAGGACGCCGUAGAAGGUAUCAUAGAAGCAUACUCACCAGCGCAAAAAUUGUGAAAUGUGGAAAUGUAAUCUGUCAUUUCACUCAUUGACCACAAUUACCCGAGUGGAGCGAUAGGAGUGUCCAACAGUCUGCGUUGAUUCAACGCGAUUGCUGGAUGUCGUUUAUAACGGAUUAGUUUAAAAUUAAAAUUUAGGAUAAUUGAAGACUCUGCGCUCAUGGUAUUAGUUGAUUUUUAGAUUUAUCAUUCAAUUGCGUCAUUGCCAUCGUUUACGAUGAGAAUAUAUUUUUUAUUGACUUGCUGUUGAGCGAAUUUAGGAAAAUUGAUAAGCAUUUUUUAAUUAUAUAAAUAGUACGAGAAAUUGAAUGUUAAUUUGCUAACGCAACGGUAAAGGGCUACUUUCAAUUGACAUUGUAACGAUUAUCGUCAUUUAUGCUUGGGAGAAUCCUCGAGGUGUUCUUCACCGCAAUUAUGACCGAUGAUUUAAUAAUUUAUGAAAUGAAAUAAAGAAAUGGAAAUUAUUGAACCAGCCUGACUAAAAAAAUGUGCAAUAACAUUUUUAAUAAACGGUAGAAUUGUCAGAAAAAAAUAAUUUUUCAUAUUUUUUCCUCAAUUUGUUUAUCCGAGGCGAUUUGUUAAGAUUACACAAUUUUCAUGACUUUACUGAUAAAUUCAGCAUUUAGGAGCAGCACGAUAGAUUGUCUUGCAACUGUUGGCGAUGAUAAACAUUCAAGAGAUGUAAAUUACUGAGAAUAAAAAGCAAUAAGCUUGUAAUUUUAUAUAUGAGGCUUCAAAUUUAUUAACAAAAAUUGAAUUUUAGAGAUGAAAGGGGACUGCCCACUCUCGAAUUAAUGAAAAAAAUCAAUCAAUCCUUUCUGGUAAUCGACACGAAUCUCUGCGCCAAUUGUGUACAUAAUUUUUCUACAAUUUGAAAUUCCUUGGACUUCUUAUCACCGUGACCAUAAAUAAAACAUCGUCAGUUCAAUACAAUGAAAGUAUUAGAUUAUAAGUUCAUGAAGGAUCAGUUAUAUAUUAGCAAAUACUUCAUGUCAAUUGGAUAGUUUUUCUUUCGAUACUUUAAAGUUUUGGAAUUACAUGUUGAAUAUGUUUUAUUUUAUAAUCGUAUAUCAACUUGACCAGUAUUCGAAAUUGAAGAAAAUAAGGUGUAUACUGUGCAGGAGCGAAUACCUAUGACCAAUUUAAUGGUAAUUAUUAGGACUUAAAUGAAAGUUUAUGGUACGCGUGAAACAAAAAAUAUUGUUGUCAGGGGAUUUGUUAAGGAUAAUUUUUAAUAUUAAAAUUAUAGUACGAAGUAA